This is a messenger RNA of Amphiprion ocellaris (clown anemonefish), 2930 nucleotides long. RefSeq names its product potassium channel, subfamily K, member 7 (gene kcnk7). The record is from RefSeq and is a predicted model, not a curated record. Gene Ontology annotation, biological process: potassium ion transmembrane transport; stabilization of membrane potential. NCBI's taxonomy places the organism in Eukaryota, Metazoa, Chordata, Actinopteri, Pomacentridae. Bases 27 to 1001 code for a protein of 324 amino acids. Gene Ontology annotation, cellular component: membrane. The transcript is spliced from 3 exons. Gene Ontology annotation, molecular function: potassium ion leak channel activity.
CGUCUUCAGUCGGACAGUUCUGCCAGAUGAAUGUAUUUGUAUGCCUGGUGCUCUGCCACCUGCUCUUCGUUCUGCUGGGAGGCCUGGUGUUCACAGCUGUGGAAAAGCCACUGGAAGAAGAACUGAGAGCUGAGGUGGAGGAGCUGCGUCACUCCUUCCUGCAGGAGAAUCCCUGUGUUGAUGAAGGCCGACUGAGCAAGCUGCUGCAGAAAGCUCUGUCCGUCCACGACAGUGACGUAGCUGUUCUGAAGGCCGACGCAGACGAGAGACGCUAUGACUUCAUAUCAUCACUCUGCUUUGUCGUUGCCACUUUGACCACCAUGGGUUCUGACUCUUACACCCUCAAGUCAGAUGAGGCCAAGCUCUUCUGUAUCUUCUACUGCACCCUAGGGAUUCCCCUCACCCUCUUCAUCCUCACCCGCCUCUCCAACCUCCUCCUUCUCCCUGUUGUCACCCACGCGCCUCUAAACCAUCUCCACUUUUACUGGGGUUUACCAUAUAACCGGGCUGCCCUCGUCCAUGCUGUCCUCCUCACAGUGCUAGUCGUCACCCUCCUUUUUCUUCUGCCCACCUUCCUGAUCUUUGCAAUAGAGCCGGACUGGAGCCUCUUGGAUGCUCUUUUUUUCUGCUUUGUCACUCUAAGCACUGUUGGCCAGGGAGGGAACUCUCUGGGGAGGAGCUGGGGGCCAGCAGCCAAGGAAACACUGGAACUCCUCAUCACAUCUUACCUGCUAGUUGGCCUGGUGGUGAUCCUUACCUUAAAGGAUACUGUCCUGGAGGUUCCCCAAGUACGUGCUAUGAUGAGAAUCUUCUCUGGUCAAAAGUACGGAGAACUUGAAGGUAUUCAUCUUAAUGAACUUGCAGUAAAUGAAGCAAACUGUGAGGAGGAGCUUCAGUACACCCAGUCCAUCUGUACCAUCUCCUCCACUUCAUUCAAGCUGAUGAGCCCCUGCCCAGAGAUCCACACCAACAGUACCACUGUAACUCCUGAAACCAACUGAUCUUCAGAACUGGACCUCAAGUUGUGUUCAGCUUCUGACUUACAGCUUUUAAAUGUCUCUACAUUCACAUGCUCAAUGCACUCUCCUUUAGCCCCAAAUUAAAAACCCUGAGUCAAAUGUGUGUCAGGACCUAAGUGAAUUCAACUUAUGUCCACUGAAAGUAAAUUUCAACAAUAAGACUAAAGUAUUUCUUUCUUUAUUUUUCCCACAACAUACUGUAGCUGUCACAGCCACUCCAGUUAUUCUUUGCCUUUGUUUGGUUUUAGGGAUAAUAAUGAACCUUUGUUUUGGAACUUUAUUUUGUAUGGUGCAUCGGUGAAUGUAAGCAGGAAGGUUAAUGUUUGCUAACUUGAGCCAAGUUUUUUAGUCUAUAUUAGGCAAUGUUUUGGCAAGUCUGUAUUAAAAAUAGCAGAACUAUCUAUCAGCAGUUCCUGUUUGUAAAACACCCAUGGAUCUUUAGACAGUUAUCUCUGGCUUACUGAAAUAAUGGAACUGCUUAAAAACCUGAUUAUUCUCUAGUAAGUUCAGCUGUUACAGUGGAUCUUUUUUAAAAAAAUCUGUGAUGUCUGCAGAUUGAUGGAAGUUUAUUCAAGGUGAUAAUUUCCUUGGAAUGUCUAAGUAACACUAAAUCUGAACUGAGAGCUGAGGGGGAAUAUUCAGAUUUUCAUGAGGUGUGACUGAGAAGGAAUUGUGGCAUAAAUAACAGCAAAUGGGUACUAAGGGUUUUAGAUAAUCUUCACUGCCUCCACAAACAGCAACCGCAUCAACACACACAACAUAGUAACCCCCUGUCGAUUUCCAAGCAUUGGUAAACACAUGCCUAACUCAACAUUUUAAUGUUAAAUUUAUAAUUAUUAAGAUUCUGGAUCAGUCAAUCUCUGAAUGUGGUGCCUCACAUUCUAUAUAUGGGUCUGGGUUCAUUGAAUAUUUGACAAAAAACACAAUUUCGCAUCUUUUAAAAUUCUCAUUUACAGAAGGUUGGUUGUGGGUUGAAAAAUUACACUUUUAUGAGUGUGAGCACAAAGUUUAACGUAUUAAUACGAUUAACUUGAUGCUACCUGUAGGUGUGUUUUCUCUUUAAACCUGAAUUCACAGAUUUUUGUUUACUUUUUUGGCCACUUAGGGGCAGCGUAAUACAGUGAACACAGCAUCUGACAUGCUAUCACCUUUAGCCUGUGUCCAUCCAGUGGACAUGAAGAAACAUCAGCAUUCAUGUGGAGCUGUGACUGCUUGAUGAAUGCAAAUCCAUAAUUCAGCUUCCUUUUAGCUGUUUGCUAAUGUUGUCUGUCUGUCUGCAGUCGAGCAGGUAGUGCACAGUGGGGUAUAUCAAAGAUUUUUCACUGACAAGUACUGUACUGCAAGUAUUUUAUUUCAAAUAUGAAAUAUGAUGUCUGCUUCAGUGCCUUUAUUACUUUAAAUUAUAUAGUACAGCUGUGAUUGACCAAAGGAAACCACAGUGGGUGGUUCUUGUACUAAUACGGUGGCAGGGAAACUAUUUUCUGUCUUUCCAUUAACAAAUACUUUAUCAAUCCAAGAGAGAUGAGGAAAUGUAAUUCUCAAUAGACUGUACGUCUAAAAUAAUAAUUAUUAACUCUCUUUGUUCCUAAAUUGCUCUGAAACAUUUUUAUUUAAUUUUAGGAACAACAUAUUCCCACACAUUCAUGCAGUGUUAGUCUACAUAUAGUCUAUAUUGUAGAACCAAACUAAAGACAUCAAAACUAUGAAAUCACACACAAAGCAACAUAUAUUGGCGCACAUUCAUUGACAAUACUUUAAUAUGAAAACCAGUCACAAAAGCUCCACCUGAGCCAUGCACAGAGGAGAAUUUCAACGUUGUCUUGGUCAUUGUGAGGUGCAGCUUUGCAAGAGUAGCAUUUGUUUUGCCAUAAUGCUGUUUGCUGACACAUUCAAUUCAUAAUAAAAUCUUGG